AUGGCCACCACUGCCAAAUUGAUCAGAGACGAAACAGGUAAAAAAGUUGAUGCAACACUAUAUAGAAGUAUGAUAGGCAGUUUACUUUACAUUACUGCUAGUCGUCCUGAUAUUUAUUUCAGUGUUGGGGUUUGUGCUAGAUAUCAAUCUACCCCCACUAAACUACAUCUUACUGCUGUAAAAAGAAUUCUAAAAUAUCUGGUCGGUACCACUGACUUUGGUCUUUGUUACUCAUGUGAUACUAAUAUUUCUUUGGUUGGAUUUAGUGACUCAAAUUGGGCAGGUAACCUUGAUUAUCGGAAGAGCACUUCAGGUGGUUGUUUUUAUGUGGGGAACAACCUGGUCUCUUGGCACAACAAAAAGAAAAACUCCAUCUCGCUUUCCACUGCUGAAGCGGAGUACAUUGCAGCAGGAAGUUGUUGCAUUCAACUUCUUUGGAUGAAACAAAUGUUGCGCGAUUAUGGCCUCUGUCUUGACACCCUGACCAUUUAUUGCGACAAUACCAGUGCCAUCAAUCUCUCCAAAAACCCUGUCCAAAAUUCUCGUACCAAGCACAUUGAUAUCCGCUACCACUUUCUUCGUGAGUUAGUCGAGUCUAAACUUAUUGUCUUAUCUCAUGUUGCAUCUGAAAGUCAACUUGCUGAUUUGUUUACAAAGGCUUUGAGUUCCCAAACUUUUGUUCACUUGAGAAAGUCAAUAGGAGUUUGUAUGUUUGAGUGA
Molecule: messenger RNA, 720 nt
Organism: Humulus lupulus (European hop)
Lineage: Eukaryota; Viridiplantae; Streptophyta; Magnoliopsida; Rosales; Cannabaceae
Product: secreted RxLR effector protein 161-like
Exons: 1
Coding region: 1-720 (239 amino acids)
Source: RefSeq, a predicted model, not a curated record